CUCGGACGGCGCAGGACACCGCUCGGAGCCCAGCUCCGGGGCAGGCAUGGAGCGUCCGGUGAGAGUGAGGACUUGGGUGGAGGAGAACCGGGCCUCCUUUCUGCCCCCCGUCUGCAACAAGCUCCUGCAUAAGGAGCAGCUCAAAGUCAUGUUCAUCGGGGGCCCCAACAUCAGGAAGGAUUACCACAUCGAGGAGGGUGAGGAGGUGUUCUACCAGCUGGAGGGCGACAUGGUUCUCAAAGUGCUGGAGCGCGGGAAACAGCGGGACGUGGUCAUUCGGCAGGGAGAGAUAUUCCUCCUGCCUGCUGGGAUCCCCCACUCUCCACAGAGAUUUGCUAACACCGUGGGGCUGGUGAUUGAGCGGAGGCGGCUGAGAACCGAGCUAGAUGGGCUCAGGUACUACAUAGGAGACACCACGGAUGUCCUGUUUGAGAAGUGGUUCUACUGCGAGGACCUUGGCACACAGCUGGUCCCCAUCAUCCAGGAGUUCUUCAGCUCUGAGCAGCACAGAACAGGGAAGCCCAUCCCAGACCAGCUGCUCAAGGAAACACCGUUCCCCCUGAGCACACGAUCUGUCAUGGAGCCCAUGUCCCUGGAGGCCUGGCUGGAUGGCCACCGCAGGAAGCUACAAGGGGGCACACCCCUCAGCCUGUUUGGGGACACCUAUGAGACCCAGGUGAUCGUCCAUGGACAAGGCAGCAGCAAAGGCCCGAGGCAGGAUGUGGACACGUGGCUGUGGCAGCUGGAGGGCUCCUCCGUGGUGACCGUGGGGGGGCAGCGCCUGAGCCUGACCCCUGAUGAAAGCCUCCUGGUGCCAGCCGGAGCGGAGUACACCUGGGAGAGAGGGCAAGGCUCUGUGGCCCUGGCUGUCACCCAGGACCCCGCCCGCAAGAAGCCCCUGGGGUGAUCAUCGUGCUGUGGGCCCAGAGCAGCCACAGAACGAGUCCCAGCACCACCCUGAUGACUACUUUCCCAGCCCCCACUGCUUCUAGGUGUACUGCUGCUGAGUCACUAGGGCCCCUGCCGGGCCCUGCACAUCCUUGUCGUCCAUCCUCCUCCCGUCCGCUCAUGCCAGACUCUCCCUUUCUCCUCUAACAGCUCUCAGCCCACUGACCCACCUGGUUCUGCCAGUGGUUUGUCCCUGAGGCUGGGCGGCCUCUCCCUCCCUCUGUUCUCACAGGCUCAUUCCGACACUUGUCCGCCACCGAGCGGGCCCUCAAUAAAGGCUUCCUGGGGACGAGUGCCUUGGGUCUGCAAGGACACAGGCUGUGGUCGGCGGCUGGCCCAUGCGCUCCCGUGAUAUCUGGAUGUCCAGGCACCGGGUGACCUGGACAUGUGGAGGGUCUGUUAG
Messenger RNA from Molossus molossus (Pallas's mastiff bat), 1351 nucleotides. RefSeq names its product 3-hydroxyanthranilate 3,4-dioxygenase (gene HAAO). The transcript is spliced from 10 exons. Gene Ontology annotation, biological process: quinolinate metabolic process; 'de novo' NAD+ biosynthetic process from L-tryptophan. Gene Ontology annotation, molecular function: iron ion binding; 3-hydroxyanthranilate 3,4-dioxygenase activity. The record is from RefSeq and is a predicted model, not a curated record. The coding region runs from base 47 to 907 and encodes 286 amino acids. Lineage: Eukaryota; Metazoa; Chordata; Mammalia; Chiroptera; Molossidae. Gene Ontology annotation, cellular component: cytoplasm.